This is a messenger RNA of Sphaerodactylus townsendi, 884 nucleotides long. RefSeq names its product mannose binding lectin 2 (gene MBL2). Gene Ontology annotation, biological process: surfactant homeostasis; positive regulation of phagocytosis. Gene Ontology annotation, cellular component: multivesicular body; rough endoplasmic reticulum. Lineage: Eukaryota; Metazoa; Chordata; Lepidosauria; Squamata; Sphaerodactylidae. The record is from RefSeq and is a predicted model, not a curated record. The transcript is spliced from 5 exons. Bases 103 to 867 code for a protein of 254 amino acids.
UUGUCUUGAUUGUUCCAAACAGAGAUCUACCGAGUUCUGCCUCGCUUCUGUUCAGAUUAAAUACGGUUGAUCACAGCAACCCACUUAAUUGAGGUCUCAACGAUGCAUCUGCUCCAACUGUUCACUGCCCUCGUGCUGGGAACAUCUCUGGGGUGUGCAGCAGCUUCUGAAGAAUUCAGACCUGAAGCAAACACGUGUCCACAGGUGAUCACAUGUGGUAAUCCAGGGCUCAAUGGUUUGCCAGGCAGAGAUGGCAGGGAUGGUGCCAAAGGAGAGAAAGGAGACCAAGGGGUCGGCGUGAGAGGCCAACAGGGUUUCCCUGGAAAGGCUGGACCUCCGGGCCCAGUGGGUGAAAGGGGAGAAGCAGGAGUUCAAGGUCAAAAAGGAGAAAAAGGAGAAACACCAGCCACUGACAUCUUCCAGCAGCAAAUAUAUGCUCUGGAAUCCAGAUUCCAGGAGCUUCAUGAUGAAUGUAACAAUUACAAACAAGCGGUGCUACUGCAGGGGAUGACAGUCGGACAGAAGACUUUCAUUUCAACCCACCAGCACGACACUUUUGCUAACGGCAGAGCCCGGUGUGCGAAAGCUGGAGCAGCCCUGGCUUGCCCCAUGAAUGCCGACGAGAAUGCCGCUGUUCAGGAACUAGCAAAGAGAGGUGCCAAGUUUGCGUUCCUCAAUGUAAAUGACCUCCAGACAGAGGGCCUCUUUGUAUAUGAAAACGGAAAGGCAUUAGGGUACACCAACUGGAAAAAAGGAGAGCCCAAUAACUACGGAGGAAAUGAGGACUGUGUUGUUAUCAUACCCGAAAAUGCACAGUGGAAUGACUUUAACUGUGAGCAGAGAGGUCUAAUUAUUUGUGAAUUCUGACCUGAGCGACAUUUCAG